CUCUUUUUCCAAAUGAACGAAGGCAGAGGGUAUAGGAUUGAUUGAGCAGGCAGGCAGCUGGUACCGACACAGAACCAAGCUGGACUCUGGGUGGAGGCUGUUCUGGCAUGAGGUUGGCUGUGCUCUUCUCUGGGGCCUUGCUGGGUCUACUAGCAGCCCAGGGGACAGGGAAUGACUGUCCUCAUAAAAAAUCGGCCACUCUGCUGCCAUCCUUCACGGUGACACCUACAGCUACAGAAAGCACAACAAGCCCUGGAACAACCAGCCAGAGAACGACCAAGAGCCACAGAACGACCACUUACACGGCUACCACCACUCAUAAAACUACCACCACAGGCACCACCAGCCACGAGUCUUCAACAGCCACUCACCAUCCUGCUACCACCACCAGUCACGGAAAUGCCACAGUUCAUCCAACAAGCAACAGCACUGCCACCAGCCCAGGACCCUCCACCAGAUCCCCCCGCCCAGGACCACCUCCACCCUCUCCAAGUCCUAGCCCAGGCUCCAAGGAGGCAAUAGGAGACUACAUUUGGACUAACGGUUCCCAGCCCUGCAUCCGGCUCCAAGCCCAGAUUCAGAUUCGUGUUCUGUACCCAACCCAGGAUGGAGGAGAGGCCUGGGGAAUCUCUGUUCUGAACCCCAACAAAACCAAGGCCCAAGGGGGCUGUGAGGGUGCUCAUCCCCACUUGCUCCUCUCAUUCCCCUAUGGACAGCUCAGCUUUGGAUUCAAGCAGGAGCCACUGCAGAGCACCGUCUACCUGAACCAUGUGACUGUGGAGUACAACGUGUCCUUCCCCCAGGCAGCACAGUGGAUAUUCUCUGUUCAGAAUUCAUCCCUUCGAGAUCUCCAAACCCCUCUGGGCCGGAGCUUCAGUUGCACAAACGCAAGCAUCGUUCUUUCACCAGCUUUCCACCUUGACCUGCUCUCCCUGAAGCUACAAGCUGCUCAGCUGCCCCCGACAGGGGCCUUUGGACCAAGUUUCUCUUGCCCCAGUGACCAAUCCAUCUUGCUGCCUCUCAUCAUUGGCCUGAUCUUACUCGGCCUCCUCACCCUGGUGCUUGUUACCUUCUGCGUCGUCCGGAGACGCCCACCCACUUACCAGCCCCUCUGAGCAUUUGUUCCAACAGCCAGGGCACCAGGAGGUGCCCUCAUUUCUCAGAGACAAAGUUAUCUUCCUUCCCUGUCUUCAUGAACAAAAGCAGAGAUAAUGCAAUCGGGAGGGAUGAGGAGAGAGAUGUUCAUUAAAUAUGACUGAUUCCCCCUCCCCCAUCUCCAGUGGGAGAACAGUAAAACUUGAUCAAAUCUU
This is a messenger RNA of Lipotes vexillifer (Yangtze River dolphin), 1310 nucleotides long. RefSeq names its product CD68 molecule (gene CD68). NCBI's taxonomy places the organism in Eukaryota, Metazoa, Chordata, Mammalia, Artiodactyla, Lipotidae. The transcript is spliced from 6 exons. The record is from RefSeq and is a predicted model, not a curated record. Gene Ontology annotation, biological process: establishment of protein localization to organelle. Gene Ontology annotation, cellular component: late endosome membrane; lysosomal membrane; plasma membrane. Bases 108 to 1115 code for a protein of 335 amino acids.